AUGAUAAAAAUCUGGCAUGAAUUACUUAUUUCUUUGGAUCCUUACCAUCGAACUGCUAUUUAUCAAAAUAAUAAAAGUUGGCUAGUAAGAGAAAUAUUGUAUCUGUUGCAAGUUUUAGAUUUACAUCAAACUGUAAUACCAAUGAAUAUAAAAAAUAAUACUUUUAAUUCGAAUGGUGGUUAUUAUAAAUAUCACCCAAUAAAAAAUGCAAAUGCUAUAUGGAUUCCAUUAUUACCAGGAUUUUGUGAUAAUAUGAAUCUUCAAUAUAUACAAUCAAUCAUUUCACAACAGUAUCCAAAUCUUUUUGAAAUUGAUAAAAAACUUACAAAUACUUUACAUAAAGAAACUUUAUUAAAAAAUAAUUUAGAUCACUUAUCAUCAGUAUUAAAAGACAAGAUCGAAAAUAAAAAUCAACCAAUAUGUAAUAAUAUUGCUUUAGAUUCUAAUGGAAAGUAUCUAUCACCACAAAAAACUCAAGCACUUAUGGUCGAUUAUAAUAAGAUUAAAAAUGAACUUACCAAUGCUAAAAGAACUAUUAAACAAUUAAACCAAAAAAUUAUAGAAUUAUCUAAUACUUAA
Messenger RNA from Dentiscutata erythropus, 579 nucleotides. The record is from the annotation of a GenBank genome assembly. NCBI's taxonomy places the organism in Eukaryota, Fungi, Glomeromycota, Glomeromycetes, Diversisporales, Gigasporaceae.